Messenger RNA from Penicillium subrubescens, 2832 nucleotides. Its product is annotated as Zn(II)2Cys6 transcription factor. Gene Ontology annotation, molecular function: DNA binding; DNA-binding transcription factor activity, RNA polymerase II-specific; zinc ion binding. Gene Ontology annotation, cellular component: nucleus. The record is from RefSeq and is a predicted model, not a curated record. NCBI's taxonomy places the organism in Eukaryota, Fungi, Ascomycota, Eurotiomycetes, Eurotiales, Aspergillaceae. Bases 1 to 2832 code for a protein of 943 amino acids. The transcript is spliced from 3 exons. Gene Ontology annotation, biological process: regulation of DNA-templated transcription; DNA-templated transcription.
AUGUCUGGCUACUAUGUUGGACCAUUCGGUCGUAUGUUACCCAUCGCAGGUAGUUCGUCGUCGGAACAGCCCCCGGAGUGUCGCGCUAAUCAAUCAGAACCCGGGGAUAACCCAUACCAGCUUCCUCCUCCGCGAACUCCAGCAAACUUGCAGUUUGGAUCAGACCCGUUUCUGCGACAGCGACAGUCAAGCGAUAAAUCAGAUUCAGCUAGGGGACCAGCAUCAGGAGAGCCCGCCUCUCAGCGCCAAAGGACCGAACAGCUUCCAUCUGUGAGGUCGCUAUUGACGCCCGCCUCUGGCCCAAGUUCACCACCACCAUACCACUCACAAACCUAUGGGACUCCCACACCACUUGAACAUCGCGAGCUAUCAUAUCCCUUUCGCCAUCAUGACUCGGCACUCCCUCCACCUCCAAUUGGCGGGCAGGAUAGACGUCGCUCAGAGUCUCUUCCUCAUUCACAAUCUGCCAACCUCCCACCACUAUCGCACGUGGCCAUGACCAGCCCCAGAGACAUGAGUCAUCAUCACGCAGCAACACGAAGCGAUCCUUCAACUGCAACCAUGUCACAUGCCCAAUUACCCCAUCACGGUGCUUCAUAUCAUGAACCAGCUGCUGUAGGUGAAAUGUCGUCGCCUGAGAGUGUAACCCGGCCAAAUCCGCCUGCACUGCUUCCACACGUGGUUGAUGAGCGAUAUAUCGAUGGCGAGCUGUGCUUCGUUUACGCCGACGGAUCUCAUCAGCCAAAGAUCGUCGAUGGGAAGCCCGUCAAUCCCAAUUGGGGGGUGACAAAGGCCGGAAAGCCACGAAAGCGACUGGCACAAGCGUGUUUGACUUGCCGCGAAAAGAAGAUCAAGUGUCAACCGAACCGUCCCAAAUGCGACCAGUGCCAAAAGUCUGGGCGAGAAUGCAGGUUUGAGAAUGCGCUCCGUGGGAACCGCUCAAGAGGCUCGCACUCGGUCGGGCCACCUGGAAAUGCAAAUUCGGACGUCUCAGGCUCGAUCUAUAACAUCGCUCGUGCUUCUGACAGCGGGGCAUCGCUUCCAGGAAGUGGUCACUCGCCAAUGUCAGAAGGUCCACCCUCUGGCAUGGAGAGUACCCACGACCCCAUGGUAGAUGUGGAACGGGUAUACCGACAGCGAGCUUACCGGAUUCCUCGUCCAUUUGCAGAUGAGAGCCUAGUACGACAGGUUGAUUAUGCCGAGUCUAACCGAAUGCCUGAGUAUUCGGAAAUUCUAGGUGAACUUAGAGAUGCCAACCCCGAGGAUCCCCUGGCGGGUUCUUGGAACGUCGACCCAUUUGAUCACGACCCAGAAAUGACUUUGCACUAUGUUGAAACCUAUUUCUCUAACGUCAAUGACGGAUUAUAUCACAUCUUCCCCCAUGCUCGGUUCAUUUUGUGGCUGAAGUCAUGCGACACGAAGUCCCCUGAGGACAAAAUGAUGCUUUACUCGAUGAUGGCGUUAGGGUCUAUCUUCUCAGAUCGACCAGACAGAUUUACUGCAUUGAGACGUUACUCUCGUAUUGCCCGCUUUGCCAUUCAAAGGAGCCAGCAUAAUCUGUCACUUCAGCUUGCUCAGAGUCAUCUCAUGAUGAGUCUGUUGUACUACGCUGCUGGCUCGUUGGUUGGAUCUUGGGAUUCUAUUGGGGCUGCCGGACGGGCUGUUAGUGGACUGCGGUUCAAUAUUGAAUCUGGAGGUGUGAUUGUGAGCCAGAACCAGCCGUGCGAGUAUGGGUUACACCCACAGGCGCUUAUUGAGUGCCGUCGCCGGACGUUCUGGGUCGCUUUCAUCUUGGAUCGAAUUUCCUCUUUCUUCUCUGCGACGUCAACGUGCAUCCCCUCAGAUUCGGCCUUGAUUCGACUCCCAUGCCGAGAAGAUAUCUACGAAGCUCAACAAUAUGCGACGGCACCAUACUUCCAGACCAUCCUCAACCAAGCUUCCAUGUCUACCGACGAUGACCGGUCGUCACUCAGCCCAAUGGCCUUUGUGAUUCAGAUUCUUUCUAUCUGGGGCGAGGUCUCCUUCCAGGCUUUCCGCCUGUCACACACACCAUCUGAGGGCUGGGCACAACUCGCCGAAGAAUUUCACACCAACAUCAUUCGGCGGACAGACGACUGGAUCAACCGACUACCUGGACACCUCGCCUUCUCUGUUGCCAACAUGGAGCGUGCCAGCCAGGUAAAGAAGGUUGAUGCCUUUGUUGCGAUCCACAUGUUCUACCACGCUACAUUGAUGAAGCUGUACAGACAUGCGCGGUAUCAAUCUCUGCGGUCCGAGGUGCUGAUCCAGUAUAUCCAUCGCGCCCGAUAUCACGCCGUUGAAACGCUUAGAAUCGCACUUUCUGUUGUUCAGUACGCGCAUGACGUGCAAGCUUCCCGAACGGCAACUGAUACCUCCUCGCCUAACGUGACGCUCCUCAGUCCUUUCCUGGGAUAUGUAGUCUUAUCUGCUGUGGACGUACUCAGUGCUGGAGGCAUGGUCGCCGAAUUGCCAGACUGCAUUUCAUUCAUCAAUGGUGCAUAUGGCAUGGUCCAGCUGCUCGGCCGCCACUGGGAUAGCUCCAUCAAUUUGGCGAAUCUCAUCAAGAAACGCCUCGACUCGAUGAUCGACUGCGCAAAUGACCGAUCUAGGACUCAGGACAAGAUCUGCUUUGCAGUUGACGGUCCUUCGCUCGAGACGAAGGUGCCCGCUGGCACUCCCCCUCAGCCACCGGGUACACUCGACGAAGACCUUUUCUAUGGCUCUCUGCCGCGAGAUAUCCUCUUGAGAGCUAUGAGAGCCGACGACACUCCGUUGUCGGAUAAGAAUAUUGCAUGGCUGAAAGAUCACUGA